AUGGACGGUCUCUCGGUCGGGAUUCGACGCUCUGCAUUCGAGAAGUUGGCGGCCUUGGCCGUCAAGUCUCCCGGCAAUGACGACGGUUCGGACCUGGCGCGCCUGGCCAAACAGACUCGACUGGCCCGUCAGCCCGAUGGAGCUCUCAAUGGAGUAUUGAAAGAGCAAGCUCCGACUUCUCGAGUUCCAAUGGGGAUUCGUGAACUCGAUGUCUUGCUCGCCCUAUGCAAGGCCGCCUCCUCCGUGAACGAUCCCGAACAUGCCAAUCGUCUGGUCUCCCAAUUGUCUCGAUACUUGCCAGAGUCCCCUACUCAGCUGUUUCGCCCAUCACCGUUCCUCCACCAGGUUAAGCCGUCACCGUGGGAGAUUCUCUCUCACAGUCUGACUACGGCACUUUUGUCCUUGGCCACCGAGUUUUCAUCAUUGCGCAAAGUGGCCCUCAACGCGGUCAGCGGAUACCUGAAGAACUGCUCCGAUGCGGUCAAUGCGGUCACCCCGUUUCAAUACUCCUCAUCCGAAGCGGGCGGACGGGGUGUUGUCCACGAAUCGAUCGCUGUCUUGUCAAUUGCGGUGUCGCUGGUUGGAUUCCUGGAGGCAUCCGCCAAGUAUACUGUUAUCUGGACUGCCGGAGAGAAGUUGCAAAUCAUCGAUCUGUUGCGAUCAAUGCUUUCUGAGUCGUUCAUGAUUGCCGUUGAAACUGCUUCGUCGACUGUUCGUAAUGCCAGCCACUCGGACGCCUCCAUCAAGGAUUGGAGAAAGUACACGAGGCGGUAUGCAGCCCAUGGGCGCCCAUUGGGUGCCAUGCUGGUUCAAGAGGGCUUCAUGCGCUUCGUCAAGUCAUGCGCCGCAUCCUUGAUCGGAUCCCAGAAUCUGUCGGAUGACCAGCUUUUGGAUGAAUACAUGGCUGGGGUUGGCAUUGCCAAGAGUUACGAUGAAGCCGACAUCGCUCUGAUCGAACGCGUUACGGACCUCAUUAGCGAGGAGAUCAACCUGCUGGAGGAUGGAUCAGAUUAUCUGCAAGUUGGGUCUCCCUCUCAGCAGCGACUGGCCUUUUCCGUGAAGGGCCAUGCUCUGGUUGGAUUCUUGAACUGCGUUGUUCUCGGUGAAGAUGCUGCUAAUAAUGAUGUCCUUUUGUCCUGGCUUGAGACUACUGUGGGUGACCCUCAACAGAUGGCGUGUGACGAGCUGGCAAUCACUGCGCUCAAGUGCACGGCAAUUCUCGCCAGAAUGUCUUCAAAUGGAGCCACGCUGGGACGACGCUGCUUGUUGAAAUAUUUGGUCCACGGUCGCGCAUCAAAGGGCUCUGUUGUUGCUGUGGCCUCUCGAUGCCUUGCCCAAAUUUUGAGUAUUCUCUCCGAGGAUUCCGUGAUUGCGACAUUGUACUCUCUGGGCAAUUCACUGAGCCCCGGCCCCAAGGGUGACCAAGCAAAUCAAGAUCAUGUCCUGGUCGAUUCCACUGGGAUUACAGGAAACCUGGUCGCUUAUGCGCAUGCAGGCAAUGCAAGCCAAGCAACACUCUCGGCUCUUGGCGAGGAAGAGACCUUGACCAACCGAAAUAUCGUCCAUGCUAUUGUGAUCAUUGCGACCAGCUGCAAUGAUGAUAAGAUCAGCGCACUCGCACAGUCGAUGCUUCUACAAAAGGUCGGCAAGAUCAAUGUCUCAGUGGACGCUUUCAUCAUCCAGGAAGCGGCUGUCCUUGCAUUGAGUAGCGGACAGCCUGAGUUCCUGCUGCUGCUGAAGUUCUACAACCGCAUUUACCUUGACGGAGUUCACAAGGGUCUUGAUAUGAUUACCGAUGCUGUUCAGUGUGCCAUGUCGUAUCUCUCUGCAACCCUAGACGGCAACUCUCCACUUCACAGACUUUACCUGACCCAUCUGCUGGAGAGUGUUGUCAACAAGGGAGAUGUCCCUGAUGUGGGUGAGUCCGAACGCCAUAGGGAGGUUGUCUUCGCCCAUGGCGACAUCACGCCCCUCUUGAAACCCCUGGCACUGCUUGUAUCUUCAAAGAAGGCAACCAUGGAGACUUGCAAUUUGACUUUGGGCUAUGAUGAGGCCAUCUGCUCGUUGUUCCGUGAUGCCUGGUUCAACAUCGCCAUUCAUGGAAUUUCGCUCAACUCCAGCAUUUAUCACAAGCAUCUCAAGGAACUGAGUCUCCUCGCGAGCCACUCCCCACCAUUGGUUGCAGAGGAGCGUAUGGAGUCUCUUGAGAGUGACGUCGAGCUCAACACGGUGCUCAGGAGGGGCACGGGACCACAGCGUGUUCUAGAGCAGAAACGCUCGCUGAUUGCGGAGCUACCCGGUCGGGAGUCUGACAUCAAGCGCUUGGAUUACCCCAGAUCGGUGUUUCUCAAUGCUGUCUUGCUGGUUGAAACUCUCCGCUCGGCAUCUGGUGACUGCACUAAGGUUCUUAAUUACUUCCGGGAUCCAGCCGUGGCUGCUCCCGAGAUGGUCAUUUGCAUGAAUGCCGUUGCAGACAAGGUUGUAACCUGCUAUCUCUCGCGCACGCUUUCUGGGGAGUUUGAUGAGUUCUCGGCGCCCUACCUUGCGAAGCAGCUGGCCAACUUCCUCACAGCUUGCUGCCAUCGCAUCGAGAGAAUUCAACACAUCGCGACGCAAUGCACCGACAAGAUCAUUCGUGAAUGCCCUUCUGCUCUCUGCGAGAAGCAUUCGCUCUUUGCUUUACUCGAGAUUUUGACCGUGAUGUGGUUAUCAUGCCUCCAAGGGGAGCUUGAUGAAUUCGAGUGGAAGCCAACACUGGUUUCUCCGAUGGGCAUUGUCAAAGUAGACUUGCCUGAUAAUUAUGCUCUGCGAAAGGCCACAUUGAACCGUUUCCUAGAGCGAGCUAGAACAUGGGUUACCACAGUCUUGAACAUCGCCCCAUUGGACAUCAAGGGAUUGCUUCAGACAUAUCUCUCUGAGUACGAUGACGAUGGUGGCUAUGGCCAUAUCUCAUUGGGUCGCUCCUUCGCUCUUGAGAUGGGUUCCCUUAUUCCCCGUAGCGACCCUCGUCUGGGUUCCAUUGAUAGCCAUGAGAGUGAAGUUAAUGUCGCUUCCGACUUUAUGGCGCUCUAUACCACACGACAGAAGUACCGCCGUCCAGAUAUCUCGUUGCUUGACAAUGCAGAUGGCCUUAACUUUGGAAUUGGCGGCCGCAAGUCCGAAUCGGACUUCUCAACCGAGUCUGCUAACGCUCUUGAAUACUCCCUGGCUCGCCUUUACGGACGUAGCAUGAAGGGAGACGAAAUUCCUCUCGGAGAAGUGAGAGAUGCUCUGCGGCAAGCUGCGCGUUUGAUCUGCAGCAGUAGCAACCCUCGACUCUCUGUUGUUCACUACUUGGUGGCUUUGCCCUUCCAGAUCUUCACCAAGGAUACAAUCAAGCUGGGCGUCUCUUUGUGGCUUGGUGUGAUCCACGAGAACCCAAGCGUCGAGCCGCGCAUCCUGGCACAUGUAGUCGAGGCAUGGGACAAGAGCAUCCAGAGACGCCAAGGCCUGUUUGACCCGACUUUCGAUUACUUGGAUCCGCUGCAGACCAAGAUCGAGUUGCUGCCUACAGACAAAGCAUCUAUGCUGAGGAAGCAACAGGAAGCGCAGGACACACUCUCGCCACACUUGCGUGUGCUUCAGUUCUUUGAGAGCCACUUCAGUGCUGUGCGCCUAGGCAAUCUCCAGGACCAGCAGUUGUUCUGUCGCCUGAUUAACAACACGCUCGUGGCGCUCACUAAAACGAAGGGUCAUCCUUUGGCGAGGGAGAUUCACUUCCGCAUCGUUCUCUUUGGCUUGCGCAUCUUGCAGCAUCUAAGCCCACGUAAUGGUGCCGCCACCUGGAAGCUCAAGGACCAGAUUUUGUCUGCUGCACUAAGCUGGUUCAAGCAUGCACCAAGAUGGUCAUUCGGUGGUAAUCGCUUGCAGAUCAAGGCCGAAGACAAGGUUUUCAGCGACGUGCUUUCCGCUCUGCGGAAUGUUGCAGACAUUGCUACCCAGGUCCAGGGAUCGUACAAGUCCUUGCAAUCUAAGCAAGAACUGACCCAGAUCCUCAUCGAGAAUGAGAGAACCCGUCUUCGAGUUUGGCUGUUCCCUCUGGAGCCUGAGCGAAAGCACCACAUUCCCGGAAUUGGCGGCUCCAAGAACUCCACAGAUGCUGUUACGGCGUAUCUCCGACUUGCGUGGGCUGAGAGCCCGGGUCUUGCCAUUCAGCUUGCUUCGCGUUUCCCAUCGAUCAAGAUGCAGACCGAGAUUCGGUGGUUGAUCCUCAAUUUCCCUGAGAAGGCUGUCCAUGAGCCGAGCGCUUUGGAAAUCAUGUUUGACUCCUCCCUGCAGCCUGAUGUCAACUUCCAGCUCAAGUAUCUGUUGUACUGGGCGCCAGUCAACCCAACAGAAGCGAUCACCUACUUCCUUCCUGCAUAUGGGAAUCAUCCAUUCAUUCUUCAGUAUGCCAUGCGGGCCCUGGAGAGCCAUUCUAUGGAUAUUCGUUUCUACUUUGUGCCACAGCUGGUCCAGGCUCUUCGAUACGAUGCUUUGGGUUAUGUUGAACGCUAUACCCUUGAAACAGCGAAGCAAUCCCAGCUGUUCGCUCAUCAAGUGAUCUGGAACAUGAAGGCCAACUCCUACAAGGACGAGGACUCGCAAGUGCCGGAUCCGAUUAAGCCAACACUGGAUCGAUUCCUCGAGGCCCUGAUCUCAAGUUUCACGAUUGAAGAGCGUGACUUUUACGAGCGAGAAUUCUCCUUCUUCAAUGAAAUCACCGGCAUAUCUGGUAAGCUCCGUCCGUAUAUCAAGCGGAGCAAGCCCGAGAAGAAGCAAAAGAUUGAAGAGGAACUGCGCAAGAUCAAGGUCGAGGUCGGCGUGUACCUGCCCAGUAAUCCCGACGGUGUGGUCGUCGGAAUCGACCGCAAGUCCGGAAAGCCUUUGCAGAGUCACGCCAAGGCACCGUACAUGGCAACCUUCCGAAUCCAAAAGACCCGGCCUCGUCUCGAAGGCAAGGGUGAUGCGGCCAAGGCUGUCGUCGUUAACGGGACUGAACAGCGCCAGCUGGGGUCUCGUCAAGGCGAGCAAGACCAGGAGACUUACGAAGUUUGGCAGUCGGCUAUCUUCAAGGUCGGCGACGACUGUCGUCAGGAUAUGCUUGCCCUGCAGAUGAUUGCAGCCUUCCGUAGCAUCUUCUCCAACGUCGGACUGGACGUCUGGGUAUUCCCAUACCGGGUGACCUCGACCGCGCCAGGCUGCGGUGUGAUCGACGUCCUGCCGAACUCAAUCUCCCGAGACAUGCUCGGCCGCGAGGCCGUCAACGGAUUAUACGAUUACUUCGUCUCCAAAUACGGCGGCGAAGACUCAAUCCGCUUCCAAGAAGCCCGCACAAACUUCGUCAAGAGUAUGGCCGCAUACUCCGUCAUCUCCUAUCUCCUCCAAUUCAAGGACCGACACAACGGCAACAUCAUGGUCGACGACGCAGGACAUAUCAUCCACAUCGAUUUCGGAUUCUGCUUCGACAUCGCCCCCGGCGGUGUCCGCUUCGAGCGCGCCCCUUUCAAGUUAACCUCCGAAAUGGUCGCAGUCAUGAGCGGCACCCACAACCCCGCGCACCAUCCUAGCGGGACGUCCGGAAUUAGCCUUCCAGGCAGCAACUCGCAUAACCCGACGACCACACAGCCGUACCGGUGGUUCGAGUCGCUUGUGGUCAAGGCGUUCCUUGCUUCGCGGCCGUACUGCACGAAGCUGGCGCAUAUUGUCUCGCUGAUGCUGGAUAGUGGACUUCCGUGCUUCAAACCUGAGACACUGAAGAACUUCCGGGAUCGAUUUGUGUUGGAGAAGAGCGAGCGCGAUGCUGCGGAGUACAUGCGUGAAUUGGUGCGCAAGUCGUACAUGAGCGUGUCGACUAAGGGAUAUGAUCAGUUCCAGCUUAUGACAAACGGUAUCCCAUACUAA
This is a messenger RNA of Penicillium subrubescens, 5922 nucleotides long. RefSeq names its product 1-phosphatidylinositol 4-kinase STT4 (gene stt4). The transcript has 11 exons. Lineage: Eukaryota; Fungi; Ascomycota; Eurotiomycetes; Eurotiales; Aspergillaceae. The coding region runs from base 1 to 5922 and encodes 1973 amino acids. Gene Ontology annotation, molecular function: 1-phosphatidylinositol 4-kinase activity. Gene Ontology annotation, cellular component: cytoplasm; plasma membrane. Gene Ontology annotation, biological process: phosphatidylinositol phosphate biosynthetic process; phosphatidylinositol-mediated signaling. The record is from RefSeq and is a predicted model, not a curated record.